AGCCAGCUGGGUCCUGCAGCUGAGCUUAACGCUGUGUUUGCCCUCCCUUUCCCUUUGUUUUUUCCUCUCCUCCUGUCACUGCCACCCUGGAGGAAGAGAGGGAGAGGCUGUCGCUCACACGCUCCUCUCUGCAUUAACCCGCUUGAGUGAUCCCUCCCCUGAUGCCUUUGGGAAACUCUCCAGCACUCUGACGGAGGCUGCGGGUGCUGGCUUUAAAUCACCUUCUCCUGUGGAUUACGACAGCUGGCUGCGAAGAUAAAAGCUUUUCUCUCCUCUUCCCUUCCUCUUCACUUUUCCUCCUAAAGCCACAGCGGUUCCCAGCCGCAGGCACGAUGCUGGCGGGAGCCCUGCGCUGCCUCGUGCUCCUCUACCUGGUUGAGGAGAGCAUCAGCGUAGUCCGGAGGUACUACAUCGGGGCCGUGGAGACCACCUGGGACUACACACACAGCGACCUGCUCUCCGUGCUGCAAACACCUGCGGGCGUGUCAGGGCUGCCGGGACCUCAGCCCCCCGCACCCGAUGCCCUUCCACAUUACAGGAAGGCCGUGUUUGUGGAGUUCCCCGAUGCCUCUUUCACCCAGCCCAAGCCCAAACCGGCGUGGAUGGGUCUCCUGGGACCCACCAUCCGAGCAGAAGUCUAUGACACGGUGGUCAUCACCUUCAAGAACCUGGCCUCCCGCCCAUACAACCUCCACGCCAUCGGGGUGUCCUACUGGAAGGCGUCAGAGGGUGCAGGGUACGAGGAUGAGACCAGCCAGCUAGAGAAGGAGGGCGACAGGGUGGAUCCAGGGAAGACGCACACCUACAUCUGGGAAAUCCAGCAAAACCAGGGCCCCACAGACGGCGACUCACCGUGCUUGACCCACUCCUACUCCUCCAACAUCGACAGCGUGAAGGACACCAACUCCGGUUUGAUUGGAGCCCUGCUCGUGUGCCGGCCUGGGACCCUGGUGAGCGAUGGGACCCAGGACACGCAGCAAGACGUUGUGAUGCUGUUUGCAGUGUUUGAUGAAGGGAGAAGCUGGUACUCUGAGCCUGACCCCCUGGCAGCUCCUCAGCCCCUGCCCCACACCAGGGGGGAGCUGCACACCAUCAACGGCUACGUCAACGGCUCGCUGCCCGGUCUCACGCUGUGCCUCAGGAAGCAGGUCCACUGGCACGUGAUAGGCUUGGGCACUGGGCCCGAAGUGCACUCCGUCUUCUUUGAGGGACACACGUUUCUGGUGAGGGGCCACCGUCUCAGCAGCCUAGAGAUCUCCCCUGCCACGUAUCUCACAGCUCAGACCAUGCCAGGAACAGCCGGUCAGUUUCGGAUGUUCUGCCAGAUUCCGUCCCACCAGCAAGCCGGCAUGGAGGCCCUUGUGAAGGUGGAGCAGUGCCCGGAGGAGCGCCUGCUGAAGGUGGGGCAGCUGUCAGAUGAGCCAGAGGAGGUGGAGGACCCCGAAGAAGAAGAAGAAGAAGAGGAAGCUUAUCAUGUGAUCCAAGUGCGCUCUUUUGCCAAGAGGGACCCUGUGACCUGGACCCAUUACAUUGCAGCUGAGGAAAUGGACUGGGACUAUGCCCCUGUGAAGCCGGCAUCUCUGGAUAGAAACACCACGAGCCUGUUCCUGGAGGCUGGCCCUCAGCGGAUUGGUUCAAAGUAUAAGAAAGUGAUGUUUGUGGAGUAUGAGGAUGCAGCCUUCAAGAAGCGCAAGGUGUCGUCCCAAACAUAUAAGGGAAUUCUGGGACCUGUCCUGAAGGGGGAGGUUGGAGAUCAGUUUAAGAUUGUGUUCAGGAACCUGGCAAGCCGACCGUACAACAUCUACCCUCACGGCCUCACCAGUGUAAGGCCGUACCACGCCAUGAAGUCCUCUCAAGUUAAGGACGUGAAGGACAUUCCUAUUGCCCCUGGCCAGUCCUUCACCUACAGUUGGAGGGUCACGACAGAGGAUGGGCCGACGCAAGCAGAUCCUCGCUGCCUCACCCGCUUCUACUACAGCUCUGUCAACCCGGCACGGGACACAGCCUCGGGUCUCAUCGGGCCCCUCCUGAUCUGCUUCAAGAAGUCCAUGGACCAGAGGGGAAAUCAGAUAAUGUCGGACGAGACAAGGCCGGUGCUGUUUUCGGUCUUCGAUGAGAACCGCAGCUGGUACCUGGAGGAGAACAUCAGGCGGUUCUGCACCGAUGCAGCCCACGUGGAUACCCAGGACCCCCAGUUUUAUGCCUCCAACGUGAUGCACACUAUUAACGGCUUUGUCUUUGACAACCUGCAACUGAACCUCUGCCUGCACGAAGUUGUGUACUGGUAUGUCCUGAGCGUUGGGGCCCAGACAGAUUUCCUUUCCGUCUUCUUCUCUGGAAACACAUUCAAGCGCAACAUGGUCUUUGAGGACAUGCUUACCCUUUUCCCAUUUUCUGGAGAAACUGUCUUCAUGAGCGUCGAAAAGCCAGGCACUUGGACGCUGGGGUGCCUGAAUCCUGAUUUCAGAGAGCGAGGGAUGCACGCCAAGUUCACAGUCUCUCAAUGCCAGCAUGAGGAAUACCCUGAUGAGGAAGAUUAUGUGGCUUAUGAAGAUGAUACCUUUGACCCCCAACCAAGGGGCUUCUCUAAGAGAAGGAGAUGGCGCAGACCGUGUGUGAGUGAGCAGCUGAACAAUGUCACCUCUUCCAAAAAUGAGACGGGGAAGCCAAAAUUGUGCUUGUCAGAACCCAGCCACGGGGCCCUCCUGAGCAAUGGCAGUGUUUCUGGUCCCUCUUCCAAUGGCACAUCAGCAUUUUCAGGUAACCCACAUCCAGCUGAUAUUUCCCCAUCUCUGCCGGAGACAAACUAUGAUCUAGUGUCCUAUGAAUCCUUCUUAGAAGAUGAAGAAGAAUUGUCAAAAAACAUCAGCCAGGACCAAGGGACUCUCCCCCCUGGGGAACGCUUGGAAAGCAUCAGCGGAGAGGUCUAUGGUGCUGCUAGCUCCGAAGCAGGUCAGAAAGAGCUGCACCAAGCUACGUCAGCUCCAGAUGAUAUGGUGGGAAAUAAGGUGGCAAAUAUCUUAGAAGUGCAGGAGCCAGUAAAAGAGACGAUGGUCCAGUCUGGUGGUACAUUAGGGGUCCUGGAAGCAGAGCCUCAGAAGACAACAGCUCACACAGUGGGCCUGUGGGACUCAGCUGCCUUUGCUGCUGGCAAAGGUUCUCCUCAAGGGACCUGGAGCUCAUUUCACCAGAACGACCUGGAGCACGGUCUGGGACUUCAAGGCACAUCUUCACAGAGUGCUGAUGAAAUGCACUUAAAUCUCCAUGAAUCAAGGGAGACAAUCAAUACAGAGCUGGCUUUAAGCACUGACCCAAACUCCUCCCUCACACUGGCCAGUUCUUCAGCACCCUCAGACAAGCCAGGGGACAGCAGGACUUCCCGCGCUGGGUCUCAGAGCCACACUGGAGAAGGCAGUCAUUCCUCAAAGGAGUUAGAUGCUAGGCUGGAAAAAAGACCUCACAAAGUGGUUUCACAAGGCUUUAAUGAAUCUUUUGAAGGGGAAAAUGUUUCUUUUCCAGACCUAGGACCCCGAAGACCUGUAGAAGAGCAAAUCUUUACAGAUGUGAGUAACUCCUUGCCUGCAAAAAGUGGCACAGAAGAAGCCAGUGAGCUUGCCAAAGGCACAAGCCUUCUCGAAGCCACUUUUGCAUACAGCAAUGACCUCGAGCCUUCCAGAUAUGUAACGACAGAGGAGAGGGAUGAGUUAAUCCUGGAGGCCCUGUUUCAGGGUGCUAUGGCCACUAAGGGACUGCCAGAGACAGACAGUCUUGUCAUUCCUGAACCUAACCUCAUGGCCAAUGACACAAGGCAGCACCCAAACGGUUUCUUAAACAGCCCUGAGCAGUUUCAGGGACCCGGAGCUCCAGCCCUGAGCAUGGGCAGCCCUGGCUGGAGGCCCCGACAAGCCAGGUCACUGCAGAGCAGAGGCUUGGUGCGGGGUCUGGGACUUUCCAGCACCACUUCUGGCAGCAGGGAGUCCCCCUCUGCGGGUAACAGAGCAGAGCAGGAUCUGGCCAGCCAGACCCCUGAGCCAGCAGUGGGUAAGAGAGGGUGCGGGCCUCAUUCCCCUUUUUGCAGAACUCGCUUCAAGAAGAGGUCCCUGGAAUCACGCGGUUCUGGGGCUGAGGUGAUGGUGACCCAGCCAAGCCUGGAAGAAAUGGGGAACUCGACUGAAGAGGGGCAGCACUUGGGCAGGGGUGAUCCUCAGGCUGUGCCUGCAGAUGGAGCUGAGGAGAAGCAUGCUGAAGGGGGACCAGCCCUGAGCAGCAGCAGGGGGGCUCAGCGAAGCAGCGGCUCCCUCCCCACACAGGCAGUGCCAGCAGCCGGCAGCUCAGGACCGCAGGAUGGUGCCGUGGCCGCAGACCUGGCCUCAAACUGGGACCCAGUCUCAGCGGUGGCAGCGGGGCACACUGGGGGCUUGCAGAGCCCAGCUCUGGCCGAGCUGCAGACAGGCAGAGGCACUGCCUGGGGGGCUCCAUGGGGCGAGCAGGCUCAGGGGAGAAGCCAGAUGGAGGAGGAGACGAAUGCCGUGGAGCAGCCAGGUCUGGAGAGGGCCUGGCUCAGUCCCCGGCCUCAGCAGCUGGAGGCCAAUGCCACAAAGGGCUCUGUGCCUGAGAUCAGCUCUGGGCAAAGCCCAGAGGAAAUCCCUAUGAAACUUUCCUCCAAGGAUAACUAUUCCCUGCCUCUGAGUGGCCCUGAGCUCGGCCACAGCACCACCGAGAAACCAGCCCAACAUCUGCGAGCCAGUCCGGAUGAACAGCAGGUGCUUGGGGGGGAAGAUGUCCUUAGAGAAACCAGGAAACGGGGAGAGCCUGAGGAGGAGGGGGAAAGCAGCAGCAUGGCAGAGGAGAGGAGCCAUGUCCCAGGACAUGGGGAGAACCUGACUCUGAACAACGUGAGGCCAGAGGCUGACAAACUGGACUACGAUGACUAUGGAGAAACAGAGCAGGCCAUGGAGGAUUUUGACAUUUAUGAAGAAGGGGAGCAUGAUCCGCGCUCCUUCCAGGGGCGGAUACGACAGUACUACAUUGCAGCAGUGGAGGUGUUAUGGGAAUAUGGGAACCAGAGACCCCAGCACUUCCUAAAAGCCGUGGACCCCCGGAGCGGCAGGAGGAAGCCUUUCCGACAGUACCGCAAGGUGGUUUUCCGAGAGUACUUGGACAGUUCCUUCACUCAGCCACUGAUACGGGGAGAACUGGACGAACACUUGGGCAUCCUCGGGCCGUACAUCAGGGCAGAAGUUGAAGAUGUGAUCAUGGUCAAGUUCAAGAACAUGGCCUCGCGGCCCUUCUCCUUCCACUCCACACUGCAAGGCUACGAGGAGCUGCGGGGCACAGUGUCGGGCGAGGAGGCAGUGCAGCCCGGCGAGCUGCGGGACUACUCCUGGAAAGUCCUGCCCCAGAUGGCACCCACCACGCAGGAGUUCGACUGCAAGGCCUGGGCUUACUUCUCCAACGUGGACCUGGAGAAGGACCUGCACUCGGGCCUCAUCGGGCCACUCAUCAUCUGCCGCCAAAACGUGGUGAACCCCGUUUCCAGACGGCAGCUGGCAGUGCAGGAGUUCUCCCUGCUCUUCACCAUCUUUGAUGAAACCAAGAGCUGGUACUUCCUGGAGAACAUGAAGAGAAACUGCCGCCCGCCUUGCCGCAUCCAGCCAGACAGCCCUGACUUUAGGAGACACCAUUCCUUCCACGCCAUCAAUGGCUACGUGAGGGACACGCUGCCCGGGCUGGUGAUGGCUCAGCAGCAGCGGGUCCGAUGGCACCUCCUGAACAUGGGCAGCACCGAGGACAUCCACUCCGUCCACUUUCAUGGGCAGACGUUCAGUGUCAGGACUAGCCAGGAGUACCGCAUGGGAGUCUACAACCUUUACCCUGGUGUCUUCGGGACAGUGGAGAUGUGGCCCUCGCAUGCUGGGAUCUGGCAGGUGGAGUGCAAAGUGGGGGAGCACCAGCAAGCCGGGAUGAGUGCCCUCUUCCUCGUGUACAACCUGGAUUGCCAAAAUGCUUUGGGGCUGGCCUCAGGCCACAUUGCGGACUCCCAGAUCACGGCAUCGGGGCAGUACGGGCAGUGGGCCCCUUCCCUGGCCAGGCUGGACAACACCGGCUCCAUCAACGCUUGGAGCACCGCUCACAGCAAUGCCUGGAUCCAGGUGGACCUUUUGCAUAUCAUGAUCAUUCACGGCAUAAAAACCCAAGGGGCUCGACAAAAGCUCUCCAGUCUCUACGUCUCCCAAUUUGUUGUCUUCUACAGCCUCGAUGGGCAAAGGUGGAGGCAAUACAAGGGGAACGCCACCAGCACCCAGAUGCUGUUCUUUGCAAACGUGGAUGGAACCGCAGUGAAAGAAAACCGCUUCAACCCCCCGAUCAUAGCCCGGUACAUCCGCAUCAACCCCACGCACUACAGCAUCCGGACCACGCUGCGCAUGGAGCUCCUCGGCUGCGACCUCAACAGCUGCUCCAUGCCCCUAGGAAUGGAGAGCAGAGGGAUCCCCGACCAGCGCAUCUCCGCGUCUUCCUACAGCACCAAUGUCUUCUCCACCUGGUCACCCUCCCAGGCUCGCCUCAACCUCCAGGGGAGGACCAAUGCGUGGAGACCAAAGAGCAACAGCCCCAGUGAGUGGUUGCAGGUGGACUUUGAAGAAACCAAGAAGGUGACGGCAAUCAUAACCCAAGGUGCUAAGGCUGUGUUCACCCACAUGUUUGUGAAGGAGUUUGCUGUCUCCAGCAGCCAGAACGGUGUGCACUGGAGCCCGGUCCUGCAGGACGGCAAGGAGAAGAUUUUCAAGGCAAACCAAGACCACACCAGCACAGUGAUGAACGUCCUGGAGCCACCCCUCUUUGCCCGCUACGUGAGGAUACACCCCCGCCAGUGGCACAACCACAUCGCCCUGCGGAUAGAGUUCCUUGGCUGUGACACUCAGCAGGAGUACUGAUGGCUGCAGGGCCAGGCACGGGCAGUGCCAGCCCAUGGACCCACGUCCAGCUGGACACUGAACUCUCACGGAGCUGGCCCCGCAGGGCUGUGCUUGCUCCGUGUGUCCAGGAGGUGCUGGUGGCAUCAGCAGAGGUUCUUGUACUCCAGGAGCCCUGGCCAUGCUGGUGGCUCCUGCUGAUGGGGUGGAUGGUUUGUCAUCAGUCUAUCUGCCCCUCAUCUACCACAUGCCAUGUAGUCAGGCAUAAUGCUGAAGAAUUAAACAGUAAUUUUCCAGUA
Messenger RNA from Oxyura jamaicensis (ruddy duck), 7213 nucleotides. RefSeq names its product coagulation factor VIII (gene F8). Gene Ontology annotation, molecular function: copper ion binding; oxidoreductase activity. Lineage: Eukaryota; Metazoa; Chordata; Aves; Anseriformes; Anatidae. Bases 333 to 6935 code for a protein of 2200 amino acids. The record is from RefSeq and is a predicted model, not a curated record. The transcript has 26 exons.